Messenger RNA from Sus scrofa (pig), 3010 nucleotides. Lineage: Eukaryota; Metazoa; Chordata; Mammalia; Artiodactyla; Suidae. The record is from RefSeq and is a predicted model, not a curated record.
CAUAGCGGAAGCCCCGCCCCUUCCGGCCGCGGCGCGGACGCCGCGCAGCCACGGCGGCGGGGCCUCGGCGGGCGCCGGCUCAGCCCGCCCCCUUCUCCGCGCCCCGCCCCGCGUCUACGCCUGCCGGGCUGCUGUCAGCUCCCUCGGCGUGCCACCAAGCCGAGGUGCAUGCUGAGCCGCUGCGGCUGCCGGCUGCUGCACGUCCUAGGCCUUAGCUUCCCGCUCCUGACCCGCCGGCCGCUUUUCCUCUGUCCGCACCGCCUCAUGAGGCCGAAGGUCGUGUUCGUCCUCGGAGGUCCCGGCGCCGGCAAGGGGACCCAGUGCGCCCGUAUCGUCGAGAAAUAUGGCUACACACACCUUUCUGCCGGAGAACUUCUUCGUGAUGAAAGGAAGAACCCCGAUUCACAGUAUGGCGAACUGAUUGAAAAGUACAUUAAAGAUGGAAAGAUCGUGCCAGUUGAGAUAACCAUCAGUUUGUUAAGGAGGGAAAUGGAUCAGACAAUGGCGGCCAAUGCUCAGAAGAAUAAAUUCUUAAUUGAUGGGUUUCCAAGAAAUCAAGACAACCUUCAAGGUUGGAACAAGACCAUGGAUGGGAAAGCUGAUGUAUCUUUCGUUUUGUUUUUUGACUGUAAUAAUGAGAUCUGUAUUGAACGAUGUCUUGAGAGGGGAAAGAGUAGUGGUAGGAGUGAUGACAACAGAGAGAGCUUGGAAAAGAGAAUUCAAACCUAUCUUCAGUCAACAAAGCCAAUUAUUGACUUAUAUGAAGAAAUGGGGAAAGUCAAGAAAAUAGAUGCUUCUAAAUCUGUUGAUGAAGUUUUUGAUGAAGUUGUGAAGAUUUUUGACAAAGAAGGCUAACUCUAUAUCUGAAAGCAUCCUCGAAAUCAUGCUUGAAUAUUGCUUUGAUAGCUGCUAUCACAAUCCCUUUUUAAGGCAAUUUUAAUCUUUCGUAAUUACAUCUCAAUUAACGGCUGGAAAGUAUGUAGUAAGACAAAUUAAAUUUUUUAUCGUCAAGGGUUUUUAUUUUGUUUUAUUUUAUUUUAUUUUGGUCACAGGAGUAGAUAGUGAAUUCAAGUCUAACUUCAUCGUAGCUAUGGUGCUCACUAAACAAAGACGACUAUUAGCUAGUUCUUUGUUUUUAUUCAAAAAGAAUAUCCCUUUCAUAGUUUGUGCCUUCUGUGAGCAUAACUUUUUAGUAUGUGUGUCUAUCCCUUUAGUAAUCACAACAUGUUUGGAUUAGGGAUUCCCCACGUCUUCUUCCUCUUGCAGGUUUUAAAUUUCCAACCUGUUAAAGUGAAUUUGUGGACCAAAUUCCCAAGGACGACUUCUUGUGUAGUCAGUUCUCGCACAGUGUGUUUGAUAAACAAACUCACAAAGUGAAUUUCUAGAAAUGUUUUUAGUAUUUAUCAAAUGACUGACCAUUUGCUACAGAAAAGUAAGAAAACUUGCAGGCUUUGUUUUACUACAACCUGUACAAAGCCGUGUGACAGGGCAUAGUCUUUGCUCCCAGGGAUUGGGAUGGAGGCACUGGGGGUUCAGAGCCUGGAGGAAUCGUCAGCUUUAUUCUGACAUAAACCUGAGGGUGAGGGGCAAAGAUCACAUCUGGUGAUCGGUGUUCCUUAUGCUCUGUUGUGUUGUGUUCUUAAUGAUUACACUGAUCUUAGCAAAAUUCCUAUCAGGGGAACCUUGAAAUGCAUGUACCUAUUAGAUUGAUGGUAAAAUGAUUCGGUUAGUGUUUUGGUAAUACUUCAAAGGUUUUUUUUGUUUGUUUGUUUUCUAGACUAAGGAUAGGGUUAGUACAAAGCAGAAGAAAUCUAAUGGCUAAAUUUCCCAUUUGUAUAUUAUUUUUCUUGAAUUUUUUUUUCAUAGUUGUUUAAGAUUUAAAAAUCAUUGCACUUUGGUCAGAAAAAUAAUAAAUUUAUCUUAUAAAUGUUUAAUUCCCUUCCUGACUGCUUUUAUUCAGUAAAUUCUUUUUUUGGCAUCAGGUUGAAGCAUCGAAAGGUACAGAAUUUUAAAAAAAGAAAAAUUACAGAGUCUAAAGAAAUUCUCUCUUAAAUACAUUCUUCCUUUAAAAAUCUCUGAGGAAUUUUUUUUUUUUCCUUUCUUAGCUUUUUCUGCCAUUACUAAUACAAAGUGGUAUCCAAAGUUCUUAAUAAGAGAUUUAUUAAAAUAUUCCUCAUUUUCAGCACUUACACUGUUUUGGUAUACAGGGUUAGAUUGGGCAAGGAAUUUUAACUUUGUAUAAUUAGAUUUUAUACUUAAAGUCACUGGGAAUAGUGAGGACAAUUUGUGGAUGUUCUUAUUUUGUAAUACAUUUAUUCCUACAUGUGUUAUGAAAUUCACUUAUUAUGAAUUUUCAACGUACUUGCCAUAGGAGACAAAGUAUCCAUAAAUGCUGUAACGUAUCAGUCACUAAAAUUCGUGUUAAGAUUGUCUUGGUUUCUUAGAAGAGGUUGUAAUGACUUCUUACCUAGUGAUUUAAUGUAGCCAGCACUGAGGGCUUUUACUGGUAGUUCAGUCAAACAGCUGUACGUAGCAUGAAGCACGGGCAAGGAUUAAGAUUUUGAGAACAUUCCUACUCAUAUAAGUGGAGAAAUCCAUCCAGUGGGAAUCUAAAUAUUUGUACUGAUACUGUGAAAGCAACCUUAAGGUUUUUAAGAAGACUGCUGAAACUGGGUACUUUGCAUCCUUUCAACAAAUAUCUUUCCGUGGCGUUUGAGAGCAAAAAGGCCAGAAACAUAGUAAUUACUAAAUCAUGAGGCUUUGCUUUUUGUUUGCUUUUUAAGUAGAAAAACAUGUUGGCAAUAUUGAAUUUAGGAGUUGAUUGAGAUGAGAUACAUCUAACUUUACUCUUUUGGUCAUUCCACUUAUUAAAGAUACGCUCGUCAAGAAGUUUUUGAUUUUAAAGACCACAAUGGAAGCUUGCUCAUUUAAAACUAGUAAUACUAUUUUCAUUCAGUGAUGUUGGAUGUGUAUGAUAGUAAGUAAUCCCAAUAAAUUUCGUGCUGUGGCC